Molecule: messenger RNA, 2857 nt
Organism: Microbotryum saponariae
Lineage: Eukaryota; Fungi; Basidiomycota; Microbotryomycetes; Microbotryales; Microbotryaceae
Source: the annotation of a GenBank genome assembly
AUGCAACGCCCGACGACACGGCCGACUCGGAACCAACGACGGCCGUUCCCAUCGAUUUCACUUGUGGCCAUCUACUCGACCCGCUCCGACCUGCCCCCGCUUCCGCCGAGCGAGCAUGGCCCCCACCGGGACGAUGAGGCCCGGCGAGAGGCAGCCAAGGUGCUCUUCUUCUCCUCGGCCCAGACCGACCUACCUCCAGAGAGGAAGGCAAGGUUGAUGGGCACCGUGUUUGGAAUGGCUGACUUUGUCAGGUACGUCCGUUCCUUGCCCUCGUGUUCUUGUGGUCACCAUCGGCCGACUGCUGAGCGCUUCGAAGCAUAUUUGUUCGUGCCAGAAUGUUCGACACGGGGUCCGCAUCCACGCUACAAUCGGUGCAUUCGCAGCGUCAGCGUAUGGUCUGGCUUCAGGUUGAGCCACAGCUCUUUUUCCAUGCGGUAGGUCCGGACUCGAGCAAGGAGUGCCGUCAUUAAGCAGCUCGAGAACCAAGUUCUUGACCGCGGGCCUGGCCCACCCAUCACGCUCGCACAGACGAUCGAAUUACCUCGAGCACCGCGCCAAAGUAAUGCUAGACCUCGCUCAUCAGCAUUCGACGCUUCGACCCCUUCGGCGGUCGAUCAACCGCCGCCGCUUAACGAUGAUUCGGUACGCGUCGCGCUGGCAUCAGCGUACCGAAACUAUCGCCUCCAACACGGUUCGGUCACCAGAAGACUGUUCAUGGAAGGAAGACACAACACCAUGAAAGAGCUCGAAUCUUUUUGGGCCCCCUGGCUCGCGUCCUGGAACAUUGCGACGGUUGAUUCCGGCGCGUUCAAGCAGGUCGUGCAGGGUUCGUUUGCGACACAGACCGUUGCCGGUCUCGAGUGUGUCCGACGCUGCCCCUGACCUCUUUAUAUCGCCUUUGCACAGCCCUACCGCAGUCAACUUAUGCUACAGUCUCAAAUUCAGCGCAGAUUGCACCUCUGUUCUCGCAGUUCUCGGCGUCGUGUCCUUCGAUCGUGCCGAUCCUUCUCCAUCAAGCCUCGGUCUUGUAUCUGCCUCCGGCAAAAGUCGACACGGAACAGCGGUCGAACACUUCGAGCCCCAGCAAUCGGAUGGCCUUGUCAAGCUCCUCGGACGCGCCUCCCAUGACCAAUUCGGACUUGCUCGCUCUCGUCGACUUUUUGUGUCAGCGACGCGCCGAUCUGAGACGGGCCACUCCACCCGAGCCGAGCCGAGCCGAGCCUCCCCCCGCUCCAAAAACGCAUCCAAGCUCUACACCGCUGUCACCUACGGAGUCCAACGCAGGCACGAAAUCCGGCGAAGCGAGUGAGAUGACGAACAAGUGGGCUUCUUACUACUCCCUCGGGACUCUCUCCGCGCCGUCGAUGCCGACCAUCCCACGACCGACACUUCCCUCGAUUCCAAUGCCUUCGAUGCCCACGCUAUCGAUGCCUUCGAUGCCGAAUUUUCCGGGGAUGUCUAACAUAAGUUCUCCCCACUCGGGGCCGUUGGCGUCGUCCGAAGUUGCGCCAUCUUCGUCGCCGAACUGGAGUGGCCUGCGGAACGUCGGUUGGGGAACGAUCGGCCUUGGACCAAAGCGCUCGAGAGAGAAGGGGAAAGUAACCAAGAGCGAAACGGUGUCGUCUUCAGAGACUUUUACUCCUCCUGUUGCGGACGCGAUUUCGUCCGCAGACGCUGUCCCGGUCGAGGACACUUCAUAUCCUCCUCCCGCGCAGAAUAUGCCAACUCCAGAACUAGCUUCUCUCGAAGCAGCCGCUUUGCCAGCAUGCACGCCAGAGCUGUUGACUCCGGCAGUAGCGACCCGCCCGGACGUCGACUCGACCGCUUUAACUGAGGCAAUGGACAUUUCGCACCCUAGCACUGCGAUUGGAAUCGAGGACGGCUCAAUAAUGGAGGGCCAGAUUCGGACGAGGCCGACGGACGAGCCAGACAAGCCCGGGGAUAGUCCCGUUUCUGAGGGGGAGCAGAAUGGCCGGAUUGACCUUGUCCGAUCGGGAGAGCCCGAUCGGGACGUCCAACGUGUUAACGUGGACGAGAUCGUACGCCCUCAACCACCUCCUUUACUUCACCUGUUCUGCGGCCCGGACGAUUUGGCAGAAGAUGCUGCACUCGAAGUCAGGCUUUUUGAGGUUCGUGCCCUGGUCAAACAACACUGUCUGAUCUUGAACUGACUUUCUUGAACUCUCUCUUCCUGUCGUAUGGUAGUGCGGCGAUCUGAUGCUUGCACUAGCCAGUCGGCCCCUGACGGAUAACGGGGAAACGCAACCACUCGGCACUCGUGCGUUCCGACUAUUGGAAGCCAUACAGACCAUAGUGGGCUCCGACCCACCCAAAAUUUUGUAAUUCGUAUAAUCUUCUUUCUCAUUGCCUGCAUGGUUUGAUCUUUUCAGCUAAUCCUGCUUGGCCUGGUGCCAGACCUUUUUCAUAUCGAUAUUUCGUCCAGGCUGGAUUGCUCUCCGUGUCGAAGCAGUGGCCAUCAUCAGAAGACAGUUGGUCAGGCAAGGCAAUCAUAGGAGAUCACGACGUCGAAGGAGGACUGCUCGACUGCGUGAAGGGCGUUGUCCAGUGAGUCCAGUCCGGCUUGAGGGUACUCGUCCGGAUCGCAUGCGCUUAACUUGUGCGCCUUGACCUUUUUUCCGCUUCCAGUGAGCCCAUGGUGGUCGAAUCGUGUGCACGAUUGGCAUCGUCGCAGUGGAUCGUCAGUCGCCGAAUCGAAGACAUGACUUCAAUGACCACCAUGCACGUAUAUGCCGUCUUGCCUGCGAAUGUUCGCACCGGGUCCGACGGAUCUUUGGUGGCCGCGAGCGAGGAGUUGAGGAGGUUAGAGCGCUCGUUUCCGAAAGGCUUGAUCGAGUGA